GUAUGUUUUGUGCUAUCAGACAGAUUGUAUUGGUGGUGUAGGACAUAUCUUAUGCCAUUCUUUUUUUAUUUUUUUCUUUUUAAUUUCAUAUAUUUCUUGGCUUUCUGAAAGGAAAAAAAAAAAAACUCUCUACCUUUCAUUUGCCCCUAAAACCCACCAUAUAUGCCUAUAUAUGUAGUACUAUUUCACUAUAUCCCAACAGCAAGCUAGCAAAUGAACUGAAAAACAAGAUGAUAUCUUCAACAUCAACCAUGCAGCACUUGCUACUUCUCCUCCUAAUCCUAACCACACAACACUUCAUACCUUCACUCUCAGAAAAAUGUAACCCACAUGACAAAAAAGCUCUUCUCCAAAUCAAAAAAGAACUUGGCAACCCAACCCAACUCUCUUCAUGGAAUCCAACUACCGACUGUUGCGAAAGCGACAAAUGGUUAGGUAUCUUAUGCGACAUCCACAUAGAAACCUACCGCGUCAACAGUCUUGAACUCUCCGAUCUCGACCUCCCUGAACCCCUUCCAAUUCCACCCUCCAUAUUCACUAACCUCCCUUUCCUCCACGACCUCACUUUCAACCACAUCCCCAACCUUGUCGGCCCUAUCCCACCGUCCAUCACCAACCUCACCAAACUCCAGUACUUGUACAUCAUGCGUACUAACAUUUCCGGCGAGAUACCCAACACCCUCUCACAGAUCAAGACUCUAAUAGGCAUUAUUUUGUACUACAACAAACUCACUGGUACCCUCCCAGACACCCUCCCAUCUCUCCCUAACCUUGAAGAAAUCGCAUUCAUUCACAACCAACUCACCGGAUCAAUACCUGAAUCAUAUGGAACGUUCUCGAAUUCCUUCACAGGGUUGUCUCUCUCGCGAAACCGCCUCUCCGGAAAGAUUCCAGCGUCUUUGGCGAAGCUGAACUUGUUAUAUGUGGACUUGUCACGGAACGCGUUGGAGGGUGAUGCUUCGGUAUUCUUUGGAUCAAAGAAACGCACUGAGUAUAUAAUCUUGGGCAAUAACUCGUUUGCUUUUGAUCUUGGAAAAGUUAGGCUGCCGAAGAAUUUGAAACGGUUGGAUUUGAGGAACAAUAAAAUUUACGGUACAUUGCCUAAGGAAUUGAUGAAGCUGAAGCAUUUGAGUAAGUUGAAUGUGAGCAACAAUAACUUGUGUGGUGAGAUUCCAGUAGGUGGAAAAUUGCAAAAGUUUGAUGAGUCUUGUUAUGCUCAUAAUAGGUGUUUGUGUGGUUUUCCUCUUAGACCUUGCAAGACUUGAAUUGUAUCAGCUACCAAAACUAUGUGAUCAUAAGUUUUAAAUAAAAAAGCUGGCAUGCUUCAUUUAAAAAAAGUGAUUUUAUAAUUAAUUACUAUUCGUUCUGUCUCGUAUAUUAUGUGUGUCUAAACUUAUUUUCGAAGAAAUGUAUCUCUAAAAUCUAAAAUAUUGGUGUAUGCUUUUUUCACAUUUUUUGUUCAUUUUACAAUUGUGAUGUGAUAUAUUUGGACACACAAUUC
Trifolium pratense (red clover) is the source of this 1501-nucleotide messenger RNA. RefSeq names its product polygalacturonase inhibitor 2-like. Gene Ontology annotation, molecular function: protein binding. The record is from RefSeq and is a predicted model, not a curated record. Bases 231 to 1265 code for a protein of 344 amino acids. NCBI's taxonomy places the organism in Eukaryota, Viridiplantae, Streptophyta, Magnoliopsida, Fabales, Fabaceae. The transcript has a single exon.